Anolis sagrei ordinatus is the source of this 1473-nucleotide messenger RNA. RefSeq names its product metabolism of cobalamin associated A (gene MMAA). The record is from RefSeq and is a predicted model, not a curated record. Gene Ontology annotation, cellular component: cytoplasm. Gene Ontology annotation, molecular function: GTPase activity; GTP binding. Lineage: Eukaryota; Metazoa; Chordata; Lepidosauria; Squamata; Anolidae.
CUGGCUUCCACGCAUGCGCACAUACGUCGUCAGGGAGUUUGAGGGGCGAGACCAGGUCGUGCUUCGAUUUGCGUGCUUGCUUUAGUACGCACUCUGACGUGUCCCGGAUGUAAAAGGUUCUGAAGGUUUACUAAAUACAGAAAUUGCUAACGCAAGACAACAUGAAUGGAUCAUCACUGCUGCGGCGAUUUCCUCUUGCCCAUUUUCUCAAGAAUAAUCGGAAGCCUUUGAAGAAUUUCUGUUGGAGGUCCAGCACUCUGCCUGUUUUCCCAUAUGGCCAGCAGGCUGAUUUGCUUCAGUUGUGCUGUUCAAGGAGGAUCCUGCCUUUGAAGGGUCUAAAGACUGGGCCCUGUCAUCCAGCAGCGUUAGAGCAGCAGGCCUGGGAGCUCUCCCACAAAGAGCAAAGACUGCUAGACAGACUGUACAAUGGACUCAUCCAAGGACACAGGGCUUGCUUGGCUGAAGCCAUUACUCUCAUAGAAUCCUCCCAGAGCCGGAAGAAAGAAAUUGCGCAGGUGCUCCUUCAGAAGGUACUAUCCUACCACAGAGAACAAGAGCAGUUAAAUAAAGGAAAACCACUAGCCUUUAGAGUGGGGUUGUCUGGCCCUCCUGGUGCUGGGAAAUCUACCUUUAUUGAAUGCUUUGGGAAAAUGCUCACCGAAAGAGGACACAAGGUGUCUGUGUUGGCAGUGGACCCAUCCUCAAGCACUAGUGGUGGUUCUCUCUUGGGUGAUAAGACGCGAAUGACCGAGUUGGCAAGAGACAUGAAUGCUUACAUCAGGCCGUCCCCAACCAGAGGGACGCUAGGUGGGGUGACGCGGACCACGAACGAGGCUAUUCUGUUGUGUGAAGCAGGAGGCUAUGACAUUGUUCUUGUAGAAACAGUAGGUGUGGGGCAGUCAGAGUUUGCUGUUGCUGAUAUGGUGGAUAUGUUUGUAUUGCUGCUACCACCAGCAGGAGGUGACGAGUUGCAGGGUAUCAAACGAGGGAUAAUUGAGAUGGCAGAUCUCGUUGCAGUAACCAAAGCUGAUGGAGAUCUCGUGGUGCCAGCGCGGAGGAUUCAAGCAGAAUACGUCAGUGCUCUGAAAUUGCUCCGCAAACGUUCAAAGGUUUGGAGGCCAAAGGUCAUGCGGAUCUCUGCCAAAACUGGAGAAGGCAUCACUGACAUAUGGGAUAACAUGAUCGAAUUCCGAGAACUCAUGCUCACAAGCGGUGAGUUGCUCACCAAGCGAAAGAAGCAGCAGAAAGUGUGGAUGUGGAAUGUAAUCCAAGAAAGUAUGCUGUAUCAUUUCCGGAAUCACUCGGCAGUGAGAGAUCAGAUUCCCCUUCUAGAAGGAAAAGUCGUCAGUGGGAUUCUUUCUCCUGGACUGGCUGCAGACCUAUUGCUCAAAGCCUUUAAAGAAAAAUCCUAAAUCUUUUCUGAAUAUGUGCUAUGAUGUUGUAAAGUGUAUGAAUACUAAAAAUAACUUUCCA